UGAAACAAAGACGCUCAUUCAGUAAUGAUGGCACAUUGCAUGCAAACUGGAGACUUCUUGCAGGAGUUAAACUGUCCAGUUUGCCUUGAACUAUUUAAAGAUCCAGUGAUAUUGGAGUGUGGACAUAGCUUUUGUAAGACAUGUAUUGAUAAGACAUGGAAUAGCGCCAAAAAUAUAUCCUGUCCUGAAUGCAGAGAGGAGUUCUCAUCCAGGAAGUACACUGUGAGCAUACAUUUAUCUAAUCAGUCUGAGAGAGCUCGAUUGAUACAGCAGGAGCAGAAGGAAGAAAUAACUGAGCCUGAGCAGAGAAGCAAGAGUCAGGAUUCAGAUUUAAAAAAAAGAAGAGCAAAUCAACAUUGUGUGGAACAUAAAAAGCAGCUGGAAUUAUUUUGUGAGGAAGAUCAAAUUGUGGUCUGCCCCUUGUGUGUCCCUAAUCAUUAUGGCCACCAUUUUAAAUCCCUGGAAGAAGCAGUUAAUAUGUAUCACGCUAAAUUGAAAGUUGCAUCAGUGUCUCUGGAAUCCAGUCUAAAGGAUCUACAAGAACUGCAGAAAGAACAGGAACAGAAAGUCUCAAGCAUCAAAGAACAGGCCCUCAGUUUGGAGCAACACAUUAGGUCAGAGUUUAACAAACUUCAUAUGUUUCUCCAAGAUAAAGAACAUCAACUGAUCCAACAGCUCAAAGGAGAAGAAGCAGGCAUUCUGACAGAGCUGGAAAUAAAUGUGAAGAAAAUUGAAGAAAAGAGUGCCAUUGUUCAUCAAGAGAUAUCAGACAUCCAGUUAAAGAUGCAGGAGAAAGAUUUAGUGCUUUGUCUAAUAGUUUACAAAACCACAAGAAGAAGAAAUUUUACCUGAAGUUACUGUAGUUGCAGGUGAUCUGAGCCUAGGGGUGUAUAAAGGUCCCCUGCAGUACAGAGUAUGGAAAGAAAUGAGAUCCAUCAUAAAUCCAGUUCCAUCCCUUGUUCUGUUGGACCCUAACACAGCACAUCCUAACCUCAUUCUGUCAGAAGACCACACCAGUGUAAGAUGGGACAGCACAGAACAGCAACUGCCUAAAAAUGCUGAGAGAUUUGAUAAGGUGUAUCUUGUGUUAGGAUCAAAUGGAUUCACAUCAGGGAGGCACUGCUGGGAGGUGGAGGUGGGUAACAAGUCUAGCUGGAUUGUAGGUGUUGCAAAACAAUCCUGUACAAGGAAAGGUAAUUUUAAAAUAAAUUCUGAGAAUGGUUACUUGUUUUUGGAGCAAACCAAUAAACUGCUGACUAUUCAAGGCAAACAAGUUAAACAAACUAACAUAUAUGGAAAAAGCAAGAAGAUUUUGGUGUAUCUGAACUAUGAAGCAGGACAGGUAUCCUUUUACAGCUGUGAUGACAUGUCACAUAUCAUCACCUUCAGUGACACCUUCUCUGAAAAACUCUAUCCAGUUUUCAAUCCAUAUAGUAAGAAUACAGAACCCUUGACAAUGGUGCACCAUAAUCUGUAACUAGAUGUGUUAUCCAUAAUGAUGAAUGUCUUGAAUCUCUGCUACGGCUGAUCGAUAUUCUGUUCUUUCCUGUUAGUACAUUGACUUAUAAAUAUAUACAGCUAUUGGCCCUUAAUUACAUUUCAUAUUUAAGCAUGCUGUAAUUUAAGCAAGAACUUGGCAGUGUUUAUUACCUUAAAAGCUAUUUUGGCUGAAUAGUUGAGUAUUGCAUCAGUGUAAAGACAGUUAAUGUAAACAUUAAAGGUUACAUACAAGAGUCAUUGCAAUGAUUUCUGUGUGGAAAUCAUGAAAAAGACAUCAUAAUUAGCAAAACAAAUAAAAAGUACAGUGUGCCCUUUUGUUGUUUAGAUGCAUACAUGCUUGAAUCAAAUUUAUGUUUGUAAAUCAGAGUGAGUUAGUAACUGUAGCACUGAUCAAAUUUCUGGGAGACUGUUACACCAGAAAUAUAAUAAAACACAUAUGUAAAGUAUUUUUGUAAGAAUAUGUUAAAUUGUGUGUAAACUGUCAUUUAUAACAUGACAUCUGUGUAAUCUGUUUCAUUGGCAAUCAAAAAAACUACAAUAGUGAAUCUUGAGAAAUUAAUUACUACUGAUUCUGAAAUGGAAUAAAAUGUAGUCAUUAUAUUAUAUGAGGUGUUGCCUCUACCUGGUGGUACAUGAUGUAACCAUGACAGCAAAACUUAAGAAGUUACAUUAAGCACUUAGCCACCUCAUGAAGGAUACGUGGCACCCUUUAUGUUUUGUAAGAUAAGAUGGAUCAUAAGCUACUUUUGCAAUCUGUUAUGCAGCACCUUGUAUGUUGAUGAGACAGUAUGACAAAGAAAGAUAUAUAUAGCGUGUUAUAAUACAAGUCGUAGUGUUAUUUCCAUUUAUAUUGGACUGCAGAAUGAUAUUAUCCAUCAUAUUCUGUAGGAUUAUUCCUUAUCCUUUUUCUGGUAACCUUUAUGCAUGUGACAUCACAUCAUAUCACCAAAUGAAUCAGACCAAAGCCAUCAUUUCCCAAAAGAUGUUAGAUAAAUAGCCCCCAAAAAUGUAUUUUUUCUCAAAGAUUUUUAUUAACUUUGUACUUUUCUAUCCAGUGAAGUAAACAUCAAACAGUGUAAUUAAUAACAUUG
Protopterus annectens (West African lungfish) is the source of this 2591-nucleotide messenger RNA. RefSeq names its product zinc-binding protein A33-like. The record is from RefSeq and is a predicted model, not a curated record. Lineage: Eukaryota; Metazoa; Chordata; Ceratodontiformes; Protopteridae. Gene Ontology annotation, molecular function: zinc ion binding; protein binding.